GCAAAACUGACGCAAACUCUGCAGUACUGCUACUACUCUAGCUGUUCCUUUACUUCCUGGAGCUGUUGAUACCUCGUGUUAGUUCAGUGGAGAUUCCUGGGAUGGAGAAGACCAGAGAAGAUCUUUCAAACUUGCUAUCUUUGGAAAAGGAGCUUCGUUUUGCAGCAGAGGCUGAGGCUGAAGCUCAGAAACAAGCUCUGCUGCAGCUAUUGGUCUGUCUCAAAGACAAGCUGGAGCCUGAACCACCAGGAGAGGAACAACAAGAUUACACUAGAAGUGCCUCCAGUUCUUCUUCCGUUAGUAAUUUCCCUCCUGCUUUACCUCGAGCCUUCUCUCGGGAAUUUUAUGAUGCUGUCCUACAAGAGAUGCCUGAUGAGGUACAAGAAACACUAGCUCCUUUACAGCAAAAAGACACAAGUACCUCAGAUUCUAGUUCUUUUGAUAAAGCCUGUGCAGCCAUUAAACUAGGCAACUACAAACAACUUGUAGCCAUUCUUCAAGACAAUACUGAUAGUAGGAGCGCUUCAGAUAGUGAGCGAGAGGCAUUGCUUCAGUAUGGGACCCAGUUGUUGCAUUUAGCUGUUGAAGAAAGAAGCAUAAAUUGUGUUCAAGUGUUACUCAAAGGUGGUGUGAGUCCAAAUGAAUCUGGUUUAAGCUCACUCCCUCCUUUACAUACAGCUGCUAACAAUGGAUUCAAAAGUUGUAUUAAGGUAUUAUUACAAUAUGGUGCUGAAGUUGAUUUGCAAGAUUCUAAAGGCCAGACUCCAUUAUACAUUGCACUGGUAGCUGGUCAAACUGAUUGUGUUCAGUUACUGUUGAAGAGUCACAGCCCUGGCCUCUCUCUCCUGACUACAGGCGGUAGGAGUCUCUUCCAUGCAGCUGUGUCUAGUUGUUUGGAUAAUGAGUUGAGAUUGUUGCUAGUCUCCAUCAGAGCUUCUCUUCCUCCUCAGUCUGUGUCCUCAUUACUAAAUGGACAAGAGUUCAGCACUGGAUAUACACCACUUCACAUUGCAGCAGAAAAGAAACACAUGAAAUGUUUAAUGGUUCUUUUAUCUUGUCCUGAGGUUAAUCCUAACCUAAUGUCAUUUGAUGGAAGGACAGCUCUUGAUCUGGUCACAGGCAGUCCAGACUGCACUGUACUUCUAUCAACAAGAAAUCACAAAGAAGCUUUAGUUCUUGUUCAUGAAGGACAUUCUUUCUCCUCCUCCUCCUCCUCCUCCUCCUCCUCCUCUGGAGAUUAUAGAAUAGGACGCAUUAAACUGCUGACUCAUCAUAACUGGGAUGACCUCAAGUGGCUGGUCAGCAGCUGUUUCAAGGAGUUUGAAUAUUCUCAGAAAUACAACGAGAGGUUUGAGAACAAGUUUACUGAGAGUGAUACCUACUUGAAUCAAAAGAGAUUGAUUGGAACCAUUGAUGAAGACUUGAAUCAAUUGUGUCAAACUGAUAGUGUGACGUUACUUCAAGAAAUGAAAGACGUUCUUUCUAAAAGAUGCUCUUCUUUUAAACCAUUGAAUGAUCUCUCCUCCGCCAUGAAAGACAUCAAGAUAGGACAAUACACCUGGUCUACUGGUGGGUGGGGCAGUGAGAGGCGUGGCUGUGAAGGGCGGAGUCCUUAUGAAGCAUUAGUUGAACUGGAAGAAGCAGGAGAAUUGCUGGAAAUUGAAGUUCAUCUUGACAAUGGAUACCAGCGCAUCAGCUAUACCUCAAUGAUUCCUCAAGACGUACUGGAGAAAUACACAAAUCAAUUAUUGAAGUCAAAGUGUGUCAUUAUCCACGGACCUUUGGAAAUUGACUUGAAUCAAAUAUCAGGACACAUUGCUGCAUCUCUCAAAAGUGUAACGUCAGCAAAAAUAGACAAAAUUCACAUACCAUUGAGACCAAGUUAUACCCGAGCCCAUCUUGUGUCCCUCCUUUAUGAUAAUGGCAUUUUAAUUCCUUGCUCAGAAUCAGCAGAAACAACUUCAGAUUCACCACAUUCCUCUUUGCUAGUAAUGGAAGGAGUCGAUAAGAUACAGUAUCGUGAUGUACUCUACACCCUCUCCUCACUAUUGGAACAUUAUUCAACUGGAGAGAGCAUUUAUUUAGAUUUAAAUGAUAACAAUGAAGAGUCCUUUAUACCCACUGGGAACUAUAAACUAUCGGAGCAAUGUUAUGUAAUAGCUACUCGGACAUUGUUCACAAAAAGUGGGUCUGGUCUGCCUCGUGAAGUGAUGGAGUCGUAUGCCCAUAUAUGGUUAUGUGACUCAGAGGAGCCGAUCCUGGGCCAGCUGUACAGGACUUACUUUAAAGAACUAGUUCACAUUAACAAAGGGACCCUACCUCUUAAGUCUGAUUAUGUGUAUCAAGCAGUGGUGUGGGUGUGGCAGUUUUGGUUGAUAUACAAUUACUACAUACAACAAUUGGGGCUACAUGAAUUAACACUAGGAGUGAAGUUAUUUCUCAAUUGCCCUGUUUUGAGUAACAAUGCAGACAGUAUUUACAAUUGGUUUGCUGAGCUUUGGUCAUUUCAUGUAAUUCCAAAGCUAAAGGAACAUUUACUGACAACAAACCAGCAGAAGAAGCAAGAGGCGACUUUUAAGAGUUUAGUAUUCUUCAUAAUCCAUCGACUCAUCAGCUCAACAUGUCCCCUCCCACCACAAGCUCUCAAAGACUUCCUUUCUGCUCUGUACAGCUUCAGUGAUAAUGAUUUAUUGUUUGUUCCUCCUGGUCAAUCAACUGCUGUUGAUAAAAGUGCUAGAGAUACAAAAUCUCCUAAAAUUAAAAGAACCUAUUCAAAGAAAUCAAUCAGUUCUAUAGAUCUUGCUAAAACUAAUCAAUGGGUUUCUGUUGCAGCUGCCGUCAAAUCGAUAGAAGAUCUUUCAGCAUCAACUGGUGAUCUUAAUAAACCACAGAGACCAAGAAGUGGCAGUUUUUUCUCUAAAAAUUCAACGUUGAGGAGGUCUUUAUUCAAAGGAUCGAGAGCUUCACUUUAUGCACUGGAAGAAGAAGAUGGCAAAGGAUCAGGAAAGAGUUCAAGUGGAAAACUGAAGAGAAAGAAAAAGAAAGAGCUAGACCAGGAGAAAAAGGAGAGCAUGGAUGAAUUGUUUGACGUGAUGAUGUCGUCUGAUGAAAGAAUGGAUGACCAGAGAGUUACUAAAGCCCAAGCUCCUCAUCAUGUUAUUUCAGUUCAGUCGUCUACUACUAGUACACCUCCAGCAAACCACUCUCCUUCCCAUUCUCUCUCUGAUAAACUUGAGUCCAUCCGUCCUCUUUCAGCUGAAGGAAAUACUUCUCCUGUAGCUAAACUCUCCUCCGAUCAAAGUUUAAAUAAAAUACGCCAAACUCGUCACCCGAGAAUAUCUAACUUAUUAGAAGCUCAUAGUUUACCUCAAGUCUUAAGUCGUUCUGAUGAGAACGUGUAUCACACUGUUUCAAUGGUGUCUCCUAGCAGUGACUCACCUCGUCCAUUCUCUGCCUCUACUGCUCCGUAUCAUCCAAGACAGAUCAGCACUGCCUCUUCUGGCUACUCUGAUUCAAGAAGGAGUUCCACCGAUUCAUUGAGUAAUUCCUUUAAUUCUGAUCUAAUGAGAAACACUAGCUAUAACUCAACUAGUGAGUUUAAGAGAACGUCGAGUCUUGAUGGAAUCAUUGAUGAUACUAGUUCUUAUGUGAGUGGUCAAACUAAUGGUAAGACAACUAGUGUUGUUAAUGAGAAUGGGCUCAGUUCCCAGCCUAUCAGUGGUUCAAAUGAUGCUGAGUCUUGUUCAGUUGAUGUUACUAAUAAAGAGACUAGUAAUGGUCUCCCUGUGGUUGUAUCUCCUAGAACAAGGAGAUUCUCUCGUUCGUAUCAAGCACUUUAUUCAGCUAGCCUUGGAGCAUGUGCUUCUGAUGCUCUUCAGAAGUCACGGAAGUUAAGUUUACCGACUAAAGUUGGUUCUGAUACUUAUCAGUCGCCAAAGAAGCCACACAAUCAGAGGAUGAGUACCUCACUCCUUAGCUGGAGGCUGGAGGAGAGUGUGGUUGAAAUGUAACCUCCUGCUAUUAACUAGCUGAUUUCAUUAUUUUAUAAAUUAUACUGUACAUUUCAUUAGAAUAAUGUUAUACCAUCCUAUAUUCUUUAUCUAUACUAUGAACUAUUGUAACUAUGCCAAUGUACCAAACCACA
Molecule: messenger RNA, 4144 nt
Organism: Amphimedon queenslandica
Lineage: Eukaryota; Metazoa; Porifera; Demospongiae; Haplosclerida; Niphatidae
Product: cortactin-binding protein 2-like
Exons: 20
Coding region: 102-4010 (1302 amino acids)
Molecular function (GO): protein binding
Source: RefSeq, a predicted model, not a curated record